Molecule: messenger RNA, 2242 nt
Organism: Cornus florida
Lineage: Eukaryota; Viridiplantae; Streptophyta; Magnoliopsida; Cornales; Cornaceae
Exons: 11
Coding region: 32-1714 (560 amino acids)
Biological process (GO): RNA processing
Source: RefSeq, a predicted model, not a curated record
CUCCAUUUUUGCAGUCGUAACCAAAAAAAAAAUGGUGACCAUGCCUAGCGUAGGCCUUCGGCGCCUAAACUCUUAUCCAUGGCUUCACAACUUCCGUACAACAACUCCAUCAUCAACAUCACAUUCCUUUUGCUCUGUAGCGUCUCUCUCAUCCUCCUCUUCUUCUCCGAUUGAAGUUUCAGAAGAGGAUCAAUUGAACGAUGACAAUAAACCCACCAAGAAUGCUAACAAGAGUCAAUCGUAUUUCCCGAAGAAAGGUCAGACAUUAGAGCUUGAAUGCGAAACCCUAGCUUUCAAAGGGAAGGGAGUGUGUAAAGUGGCCGAUACUGGGUUCGUCCUCAUGUGCGAUCGCGCCCUCCCCGGUGAACGCUUCAUCGGCCGAGUGACACGCAAAAAGGGCAGUUACGCUGAGGUGACUAAAUUGAAGACAAUAUCCCCUCAUUGGGACUUUGUUGAAGCCCCAUGUGAAUAUGCUUCAGAUUGUGGAGGUUGUAAAACGCAGAAUCUGUUAUAUGAAGCCCAGGUGAGAGCGAAGGAACAGCAAGUCCGUGAGUUGGCUGUACAUGUGGGGAAAUUUUCUGAUGAAGACCUGGAUAGCAUCAUGAAGCCCAUUGUUCCCUGCGACAUCCAAUUUCAUUAUAGGAACAAGAUGGAAUUCUCAUUUGGUACUCAGAAAUGGCUACCUAAAGAGUUGUUACAAGAUAAAAACAAUGAUGUCAAUGGCUAUGCAUUGGGACUUCAUGCUCCUGGAUUCUUUGACAAAGUUCUGAAUGUGAACAAAUGCUUGUUACAAAGUGAGCCUGCCAAUGUGGUUCUCGCAGCUAUUCAAGACUGUUGGAGAGACCCAAAAUUAGGCCUUUCUCCUUACGAUGUUCACUCCCAUGCUGGAUUUCUUAAGCAUCUAAUGCUCAGAAGUGGCAGGGAUGUCAAGACUGGUCUGCCUGAACUUAUGGUUAAUUUUGUGACUUCAUCUUACAAACCAGAGCUGCUGAAGCCCCUUGUUGAGAAAAUUUCAGCCAUUCCUGAAGUGGUGAGCGUUGUAAACAACGUAAAUUCUUCUGUCAGUAACAUAGCUGUUGGGGAGGACGAAUACACUUUACAUGGAAAAUCUACUAUUACAGAGAUUUUGAGAGGCCUUACAUUUCAAAUUUCAGCAAACUCCUUCUUUCAGACUAAUUCACACCAGGCAGAGGUUCUCUAUAGACUUAUUGAAGAUUAUGCUGGUCUCAGAGGAGAUGGCACUGAAAUUGUUCUUGACCUCUUUUGUGGAACUGGCACCAUUGGGCUGACACUUGCCAGAAGGGUCAGAAACGUAUAUGGCUAUGAAGUAGUUCCUCAAGCCGUCUCCGAUGCUCGUCGAAAUGCCACACUGAAUAAUAUUUGCAACGCUACCUUUAUCCAAGGGGAUCUUAAUAAAAUUGAUGAAAAUUUUGGCAAAAAUUUUCCCAAGCCUGACGUUGUCAUAUCAGAUCCGAACCGUCCAGGUAUGCACAUGAAGUUGAUUAAAUUCUUACUGAAGCUUCAGGCCCCAAGAAUUAUUUAUGUGUCGUGUAAUCCUGCCACGUGCGCGCGUGACCUUGAUUACCUCUGUCAUGGUGUGGUAGAGCGAGAGAGAAAUAUAAAAGGAUGUUACGAGCUAAAAAGUCUGCAGCCAGUAGACAUGUUCCCUCACACUCCUCACAUUGAGUGUGUUUGCGUCCUGGAGCUUCAGUGAUUCCAGUUUGAAAUUAUGGAAUCCUCUCUCUAGUUCGGUCACAAAAUUUUGGCACAGGAGAGAAGGGUGUAGGUGAACGCUUACAAGGCUUUUCGCUUCAAUGAAUAUAUUGUAACAUUACAUCAGUGUUCAAAGAGAAGUUGUGUGGCUGGGGGAGAAUAUAUAUGAUGUGUCCGGUGGUGCACCGGACAUACCGAAUUCCUGCUCAGCUGGGGCUGGGGGCAAGGCGGAUCCAAGAUUGCUGAUUGGGGUGGGUUAAUUUAGGAUUUGGCUAAUUUUGGAUGGGCUAAUUUUUUUUUUUUGGGGUGGGCUGAAAGUAGUAUAGUAAAAAAAAGAAAUUUUUUUUUUUUGGGGUGGGCUGAAGCCCACCCUCACCCACCCCUCCCUCCGCCCUUGGCUGGGGGCCUACAAAGAUGAAAGAAUUCUAAUCGCCAUUUCUGACCAGUCAAUGUCGCCAAUAUUUGUAGCUUUAGCCACCUGUAUUAAUUGAUAACUCAAUUUCAAUACAUGUUAGUGGAAGUUUUUCAU